Messenger RNA from Pseudocercospora fijiensis CIRAD86, 1308 nucleotides. Its product is annotated as glycoside hydrolase family 43 protein. NCBI's taxonomy places the organism in Eukaryota, Fungi, Ascomycota, Dothideomycetes, Mycosphaerellales, Mycosphaerellaceae. Gene Ontology annotation, molecular function: hydrolase activity, hydrolyzing O-glycosyl compounds. Gene Ontology annotation, biological process: carbohydrate metabolic process. The record is from RefSeq and is a predicted model, not a curated record. Bases 1 to 1308 code for a protein of 435 amino acids. The transcript is spliced from 4 exons.
AUGUUGACUCUUCCAAUACUGCUCUUCAGCAGCCUUGUCACCGCCCACGAAAUCCACUUCACCUCCACCGGGAACCCCAUCCUCGCAGAUGGCUCACAUUACUCAGCCGAUCCCGCUCCAAUUGUAGUGGAUGACAAGCUGUACAUCAUCGCCGGAGAAGAUACCGCACCGAUAGGGAAGAAUGACUUUUUCAUCAAGAAUUGGAAUCUCUUCAGCACUGAGUCCGCCACGCCAGAAGGAGGGAAUUGGACACUCUGCGCCCCAUUCCUCAAGCCACACGAAACAUUUGCUUGGGCGAACGAGAGCUCCGCAUUUGCCGCCCAGAUUGUUAGAGGGCCUCGUGGGAGAUUCUUCCUCUAUGCUCCGGUCUGGCAAAACAACGCUUCCAUGGACGAGGAUCCUUUUGGUAUCGGAGUAGCCGUGGCGGAUGAUAUUCUGGACCUGGGAAACCCCACCAAGAUUUUGCUAGUAAAUCGACCAUUUUGCCCUAUUGUGUCGGACUCUUUCCCUCCACCUGGGAAUGAUAUUGAGAAUAUCGAUCCGACGGUGCUUGUCGACGAUGAUGAGAGAGUGUAUAUGUACUGGGGGACGUUUGGUAGUCUUAAGGGUGUGGAGUUGAAAUCAGAUAUGGUCACAUUUGCCAGCAAUGUCACGGACAUAACCUCACUCGAGGGCUUCUUUGAGGCGCCCUGGAUCAUGAAACGUAGAGGAACUUACUAUUUGCUCUACGCAGACAAUAAUGUGACGUCCAGCUCGCAUUGCACGCCAACACUGUAUCAUGCCUGCAUUGCGUAUGGAACAGCCUCGUCACCGAUGGGGCCAUGGACUUAUCGGGGUGUCAUUCUCGGGAUUGUCUCUUCGACCACCUCACAUCCAGGCGCAAUCGAAUGGAACGGUCAAUGGUACCUCAUUUACCAUACAUCAGAUGCGAAAGAUGGGGGUAUCUUCCGGCGAAGCAUUGCUUGGGACAGGCUCACAUUCAAUGACUACGCCUCGCCACCUGCUAUUCAGCGAGUACAGCAGACCAAAAGACCGUCGCCGAAAGCGAAGCCGACAUUGAAUCGAGCGCAGCUUGCGACGCCGUCAAGCGAUCCAAUAUGUUUGAUACAAUAUUGGAUCGCGGCGUUGAAUGAUGAAAAAGUCAAUCCUAACCCGCUCCCUCCAGAAUACUGGUCGUCGUGGAAUGAUUCGACGAGUCAAGUUAACGUCACUCUAACUUAUACAUGGAACGAGACUGUGGCGCUGAAUGGCACGUCAAUGGUCUUCUGGGCUAAUCACGAUGCAGGGGACGUUGAAGGGGCUAAGUGA